Molecule: messenger RNA, 1047 nt
Organism: Prunus dulcis (almond)
Lineage: Eukaryota; Viridiplantae; Streptophyta; Magnoliopsida; Rosales; Rosaceae
Exons: 4
Coding region: 1-1047 (348 amino acids)
Source: RefSeq, a predicted model, not a curated record
AUGGCUCAAAAGAGUAAACCAAAGCCAAAGCCAAACUAUGAUCGGAAAGCAAAGCACCCGGACUAUGUCCAAUUUCGGUGCAAUGCCUAUGCUUUCAACAACAUCAUUAGAGACAUAAAGGACAAGCUCAAUGAAAGGCAGAAGAAGCUUCUCAAGAAAACCCCUUUCUGGAACUUGAUCAAGCUGUUUUACCACCAAAGAAUCGACAUGAAUAACAUGAAUAAGUCGGACCUUGACUUAGUACAGCUGCUCAAGACAUUUGAUCCGGAUACAAAGUCCUUCAAAUUUGGAACCAAAUCAUUCCAAAUCACAGGCAAUGCAGUGACACAGAUUCUAGGACUGCCAAAUGAAGGCAAAUCUGUCAAACUUGUCAAUGAUAGGUACACUGCUACCUUCAGAACAAGGCACUUUGGAGAAAAGGGAAAACCAUCAAAAAACCAGGUAGAAGCAGAAUUACAAAAGACAAUUGCCUUGGCAAACCAACCGAAGAAAGAAAAGGCAAAGACAGAGCAAAAGAAAAAAACGAACAAAGGAAAAGAAAAGAAAGAAGCUGAAGAAGAAGAAGAAGAAGAAGUCGAUUACGACAAGGAGGUGGUCAGCCUAAUAUUGAUUCUGCUGUGCAUGACAUUCCUUUUUGCCAACUCUUCAUCGACUUUGCAUUGGAAAUUAUUUGAGCACUGUGUGAAUCUAGACACACUUUCAAGCUAUUCGUGGGCAAGAGCUGUUUCAGCCUACAUGAAUGAAUCCUUGACCGCAAAAGCAAAAGCAAAAGCAAAAGCAAAGAAGGGAGGAGAAGCCUCUAUAGGAGCUGUUUCGGGUUGCACUAUCCUAAUAUUGUUUCUACUGUGUGAGAGGACAAACAUCAUACAACCAAUCCUUGGCAAGGAGAAAGAAACUCCUGCCAUUCUUAAAUGGAGUCUUGUGGAACUCCACACAAGAUUCAACCAAAUAAAGGACUUGAAUGACAUCGAGGGUAUUUUUAAAACUCCUAAAAAGCAAAAAACUACCAGGGAAGAGGAAGAUAAUGUUGAGAAGUCUGGUUUAUAG